ACUCCAGAAACAAGGCCAUACAUGCACUCCUGGUCUUCCUACCUUCGUGCAUGGUUGCAGCCGAUUGCAAAGUACCAUCCAGCCCUCAUUGGAGGCUCUCCUCUCGUUUGUCGCCAAGUCAGUUAGAGCCGUGCUUGCCAGAAGGUAGAUUUUAUGUUGGAGCUGAAAGCACGGCUGAUCCAAAAUAAGGAAUCCCCUGGAGACGAUGACCGUCCGACGCCCGUCAAAAAGUGUGAACGACGCAUGGAUGUAUGAAAGGAUGGAUAUGUGGAUGGUCGGCUGGUCGGCUGGUAGGGAGGUAGGUUGGUAGCGAGUAAGGAAAUCCUUGAGAAGAGGCCACCGUACCGGGUGUCAGAGUAGCUUUCGAAUGGACAUGGAUUAUGGCUGAGAGUGCGAGCUUGAAUUCCAUUCAACUUUAUUCGAUUGAUACCGUGAUUGUGCCAUUCGAAGCCAGAGGCUGGGCUUGAAAGUGCAGUUUAGCAUCUGUUUGAAAAAGCUUAGUCUUAGUCGCUAAAUAUGAGUAGCUAUAAACAGUUCGAAAUCAGUGAGAGUGAUCUUAUCGAAGAAUUCAAGACCGGAGAGACCAAAUACUCGGUGCAAAGGGAGAAAAUUGUUGGGGCUCCUUUCAAACGCUUGCAAGACUUUGGGGAGACUAAAUACUCACGAGUCAAGGACAACGUUCAGAGUUUUCAGUAUCAACCUGACCUUGACAAUAGCAUCACAUCUGUGAAAGAAUCUUUUGUCGAGGUUGAGAACAACCUUGAGGAUCAAGUUGCAGAUGAAGUAAGCGAAGGCCUGGAUCAGACUAAAGAAUACUUGGGCAAUGGAAUAGGCCAUUUUGAAAAUCUUGCUGAAAAUGACCAAACAUUUGAAAAUGGCAUUGAAGCAGCCCAAGAAUCUUUGAGUAACGCGGAGGCCGCCAUUGAUGAUAACUUGGGAGAGCUUGCAUCUGAUCUGAAGGGCAAUUCUGCCAGAAGUCAAAAGUCAUUAGCCCUGAGCGUUAUUGCUGGAGACGAUCUUGAGACCGAAGGCCCAAACAUUGAUCGUAAUAUGACUGGAGAAGGGAAAGAGAGUGAGCAUGAAGGUUCGCCAUCAAACACAGGAUCUAGAGCGACCUCUGCCAAAUCGACCACAUCAUCUACGCGACCAAAUAGUGAUCCGGAAAAUGGUUCAAGAGAAGCCUCAAGAAAGUCCCUCAGAGAUGAGGAUAAUGAUUCAAAACACACAACAUCCAGACCAGGCUCGUGGGUAGCAGGGGAGACCGAAACACAGGCUGAGCCCGAAACAGAAUCCGUAGUGGAACGCGAGGUGGAGACCGAAACAGCACCCAAAGUAGCACCUGAAGCACAGCUUGAUGAAGAACCCGAAGUAGAACCCAAAGAAGAAUCUGAGGCACAGACUGAAGCAGAACCUCAAGCAGAAUCUGAAGCAACCCCUGAAGUAGGACCGGAAGCAGAGCUGGAAGCUGAAGCAAAACCGGAAGCUGAAGAAGAACCGGAAACCGAAGCUGUAGGUGGAGCAGAAGCAGAAGCUGAAGCAGAAGCUGCAGCUGAAGCAGAAACUCACGCUGAAGUCGAAGAAGGACCUGAAGCCGGAUUAGAAACUGAAGCUGAUGCUGAAGCUGGAACAGAAGCUGAAGCUGAAGCUGGAACAGAAGCUGAUGAUGAAGCUGGAACAGACGCUGAAGUUGGAGGAGAACUAGAACCCAGACCUGAAUCUGAAGCCAGACCUGAAUCUGAAGCUAGACCUGAAUCUGAAGCUAGACCUGAAUCUGAAGCCAGGCCUGACUCUGAAGCCAGACCUGAAUCUGAGGCAGAACGAGAGUCUGCAGCAGAAGGAGAAGACGAAGCAGAACGACAAGCCGCAGCAGAACGAGAAGCCGAGGCAGAACAAGAAGCCGCAGCAGAACGAAAAGCGACUGCAGAACGAGAAGCCGAGGCAGAAAGACAAGCCGAAGCAGAACGACAAGCCGAAGCAGAACGACAAGCCGCAGCAGAACGAGAAGCCGAGGCAGAACAAGAAGCCGCAGCAGAACGAAAAGCGACUGCAGAACGAGAAGCCGAGGCAGAAAGACAAGCCGAAGCAGAACGACAAGCCGAAGCAGAACGACAAGCCGCAGCAGAACAAGAAGCCACAGAAGAACGACAAGCCGCUGCAGAACGACAAGCCGAGGCAGAACGACAAGCCGAAGCGAAACGACAAGCCGAAGCAGAACGAAUGACCGAAGUAGAACCCGAACCCGAACCCAAAGCCGAGGCCAAAGCAGAGUCCGAAGCUAAACCUGAAUCUGAGGCAGAACCAGAACACGAAGCCAACGCAGAACCUGAGGCAGAACCAGAGCAAAUAGCAGAACCAGAAGCUCUGACGAAAGAAGAGACCGAAACAGGGGUCAAAACCGAGGCCAAAACUGAGGCAGAAAAUGAGGCAGAAGCUGAGGUAGGGGCAGAAACAGACGUUGAAACAGAACCUGAGACCAAAGCGGAGGCAGAAGCUGAAGUUGAACAUGAGCCUGGAGCGGCAACAGAAGCAGAGGUAGACGCUGAUGGAGAGCCCAACGAAGAUCCCGAAGUCGAACCUGAAGCGGAGGAAGGACGAUUGGCUUCAUCAACGGCAAUGUCUAUAAAAGCUGCUGAUGAGCAAGAAGAUGAAGAUGGGCCUGUUCUUGCCCCAUCCACAGCCCCUGGCCGAAUGGAAGGUUAUCCUCACAGUGGGCUAAUAUACAGCAAAGGUGUGCGAAGAAAAGUUCCUCCGUAUCUCCGAAAUAUUCGCUCUAAGAUUCAUUCUACCUUCACGUCAAAUUCCAAUUAUAAAGGAGAAAAUGAUUCUGGUGUGGAUGAAAGUACUCAAGGUGGAGGAUCUUCCCCUCGCAAGGUUCAAAGUAACGCUUCAAAUGCAUCAGCCACCGCCUCAAAGACCCGUUCACGACAAGGCAAAGCCGCUCGCAACCGAUCUACUGCAAGAAGUCAAUCUGUGCCAAAGCCAUUUGGUACAUUUGGACCCGCCCCUCCACCGGAAAAGAAAGUGCCCAUGAAUAAAGUGAAAGUUGGCAUGUCCUCUUCCCCAAAUUUGAAAGAAAUCAAGUCCAAGGUUGGAAGUCUGGCCAAUACAACUUAUAAACCAGGUGGUGGUGAGAUCAAAAUUGAAAGUAGAAAAUUGGAGUGGAAAGCUGGAGCUCGAACCCAGGCUAAAAACGAUGGCUACGCUCCUAAAGGGGGAGAACGCAAGAUCGAGAGCCGGAAAUUGGCGUGGAACGCGAAUUCUAAAAUUGGAUCAAUGGCUAACACCAGUCAUAAACCUGGUGGAGGAGACCGAAAGAUCCAGUCACAAAAACUUGAUUGGAAGGCCGACUCGAAGGUGGGAUCGACCAAAAACCUCAAGCAUAAACCUGGUGGAGGACAAGUCAAGGUGGAGCGAGCAAUCUUGACCCAAAAGGUCACCAUUACAUCAGCCAAGAGUAAAGUGGGAUCUCUUGACAACGUCAAACACAAACCAAGUGGAGGAGAUAAGAAGGUGUUCAAUGAUGUUGAGUAUUUGCGCCAAACCUCGGCGUCGCACUCCGGAUACAAUAGUAGAAAUAGCUCACGCAGGCAAUCAGGUUCACAGAGAUCUCCCCUGCCCGAGGGAGCAACUCCUGAAAUGGAACCCCUCGAAAAUGGGAUCGUGGAUGAAGAUGGAGAUGCAGGGGAUCGCGAGGAAAAUGGAGCUGAUGAAGAGGUCAAGACCAACGAGACACAAGAAGACUCGGAGGACAAUCCCAACGGCGGCGAUGAAGAAGUGCUAGAGCAAUGAGGAUCACCCAUAACUCCAUUGACGGAUGGAUAUCCUAAUUCAAUGAAAAAUCCUCUCUAUAUGCUAUAUAUUUUAAGCAAUCCCUCACUAGUCAUUCUUCCUUCGUGGAGAGACGAAUUCAAAGCAAUGAACAAACCCCGGAAUCGAAACUUCAUCCAAACUAACAUCACCUUGAUUUCUAGUCAUAUUUACAAGCUACCCUGGCACGAGUACGCCUUUGUAAAUAGCAGGAAAUCUUAAUCUUCUUCAAAGAUUUGUACUUUACCAACUUCAAGUCCAACGGCAACACUAGAGCAUGCAAUGAGACAAUGAUUCAUUUGUUUGAUUUCCUGAUAUGACACGUGAUCAAAUCUGUUUUAUUACUGAUUUCCACCAUAUUAUCAAUUCUACUCUCCUGAAUUCGAUUUGCGUACGUAAUGUCAAAGUAUCCUCCAUUGAACACACGAUAAACCAUACUGAAAAAGCCAUGGCUAGUACUCUUAUUUGUAGUCUUUGACCCCCUGAAUGUUUUUUGUAAAAAAAUUGUAAUCUUCCAAAUUAAUCUUGCAAUCAACCCUAUGGUAAUAUGAAGUAUUGAAUGCCGACGAAAGUUGGGUGGAUUGAAUUUGAGUGAAAGCACUAAGGUUCGAGUCUAUUAUGCGUGUACAACCAAUGUUGAGUGACCACGACAUUCAUUGAGCACCAGAGCUUCGCACCGAUUGAACAAAAUCCACACUUGUGUUUUUAUCAUCCUUCGUUCUUCAAUGCAUGCGUCUCUUGGGAGUUGUUGAUCUUUUCCUAGCAACAAAAUUAAUUCCACAUACACUUAUAGGCCAUACGAUCACAACGAAUCAGAC
Messenger RNA from Tigriopus californicus, 4625 nucleotides. Its product is annotated as retinitis pigmentosa 1-like 1 protein. NCBI's taxonomy places the organism in Eukaryota, Metazoa, Arthropoda, Copepoda, Harpacticoida, Harpacticidae. Gene Ontology annotation, biological process: neuron projection development; microtubule cytoskeleton organization. Gene Ontology annotation, cellular component: neuron projection. The coding region runs from base 517 to 3789 and encodes 1090 amino acids. The transcript has 10 exons. The record is from RefSeq and is a predicted model, not a curated record. Gene Ontology annotation, molecular function: microtubule binding.